Molecule: messenger RNA, 2515 nt
Organism: Neltuma alba
Lineage: Eukaryota; Viridiplantae; Streptophyta; Magnoliopsida; Fabales; Fabaceae
Product: cysteine-rich receptor-like protein kinase 10
Exons: 7
Coding region: 248-2251 (667 amino acids)
Biological process (GO): protein phosphorylation; defense response to bacterium
Cellular component (GO): plasma membrane
Molecular function (GO): protein serine/threonine kinase activity; ATP binding
Source: RefSeq, a predicted model, not a curated record
CAAUUCAUUAGCCAAUAGCCAUCACCAUCCCGCAACAAAUUGAAAAGUCUUCUGCAGACAAAUCUCAUUGACUUGCGUCAACCCUCUCCCUCAUCAAUCGUCUGAGUCUCUGCAGCUGCAAUAUGUUCGUCUUUUCCCAUGAACGAUUCUCCCCUACUCGCCAUUGAAAUACGCUCUAUAAGAACUCCUCCAACUAUAAAGCUCACGACUCAUCUCCAACAGCGCUAACACAUCCUUCAACCUUACCAUGACGUCCAUGGUCAAGGCUUCCCCCAAAAUUUUCUUACUCUUCUUCUUCGUUGCCUUUCUCCAUUCUCCCACAACCCAAGCUCAGGUUACUUAUCUCUACCAAAAUUGCUCUUCCAACAGUACCUUCGCAGCCAAUAGCGUUUUUCAAUCGGACCGCAAAAGACUCUUCUCUUCCUUGGCUUCCAGCAACAACACCGACACCGGCUUCUCCAACGCCACCGUUGUCGGUGGUGGCGACACCGUCUAUGGCCUCUUCAUGUGCCGGGGUGACGUCAACGUCUCGACGUGCCACCAGUGCGUCGUUAACGCAACCCAACUAUUAUCUUCCGAGUGCAGAGCUUCCAAGGAGGCCAUAGUCUGGUACGACGAGUGCUUGCUUCGCUAUUCUAACCGUUCCUUCUUCUCCACCGUCUCCACAAGGCCAAGGCUUGGCCUCUUGAACACCGGAAAUGUCUCAGACCCGACAAACUUCAUGAGAACAUUGUACGAUACUAUGAACAAGACUGCAGAUGAGGCGGCUAAACCUGCUGCGGGGAAAAAGAAAUAUGCGACCGGAAUAGCAAAUUUUUCGCCGUUUCAAAAAGUGUAUUGUCUAGCUCAGUGCACGCCGGACCUUUCGCCGUCCGAUUGCAGAAGGUGCCUGAGUGGUGUGAUUGGGGACCUUGACUGGUGUUGUGACGGGAAGCAAGGAGGAAGAGUUCUGUACCCUAGCUGUAACGUUCGCUACGAAUUGUACCCUUUCUACCAAUCGGAGGCUCCGGCACCAACUCCUACGCCGACAACUGUGCCUCCGACAAAUACUACAGGUUCCCAAGGAAAAAGUGGGAUCUCAUCGGGGACGAUUGUUGCGAUCGUGGUUCCAAUUUCAGUGGCUGUUCUGAUAUUUAUAGUUGGCAUGUGUUGCUUGGGUAAAAGAAUGAGGAAGAAGCAUGACUCCGUUCCUGAAGUAAAAUCUACAAGUGAAAUCAGCAAUUUGGAUUCACUGCAAUAUGAUUUCAGUACAAUUGAAGCAGCUACGAACAAGUUUUCUGCAGAUAACAAGCUUGGUGAAGGCGGAUUUGGAAAGGUUUACAAGGGGACGCUUGCAAAUGGACUAGAAAUUGCUGUGAAGAAGCUCUCCCGGGAAUCUGGACAAGGUGUACAAGAAUUUAAGAAUGAAGUAGAGGUGGUUGCCAAGUUACAGCACAGAAAUUUGGUGAGGCUUCUGGGAUUUUGUGUGCAAGGACAAGAGAAGAUUCUUGUUUAUGAAUAUGUUCCCAACAAAAGUCUUGAUUACAUUCUUUUUGAACCUGAAAAGCAAAGACAGCUAGAUUGGACAAAGCGGUACAAGAUUGUCAAAGGAAUUGCUCGAGGCAUUAAGUAUCUUCAUGAAGAUUCAAGGCUUAAAAUUAUACAUCGAGAUCUUAAGGCUAGCAAUGUAUUAUUGGAUAGUGACAUGAAUCCGAAAAUCUCAGAUUUUGGUAUGGCAAGGAUUUUUAUGGUGGACCAAACUCAAGGAAAUACUAGUCGCAUUGUAGGAACAUAUGGAUAUAUGUCUCCGGAAUACGCCAUGCAUGGAGAGUUUUCUGUUAAGUCUGAUGUGUACAGCUUCGGUGUCCUUCUAAUGGAGAUUAUAAGUGGGAAGAAGAAUAGUUCUUUCUAUCAAAUAGAGGGUGCUGAGGACCUGCUUAGCUAUGCCUGGAAACUUUGGAAGGAUGGAGAACCCUUGCAACUGUUGGACCCCACAAUAAGAGAAUCUUACACUCCAAAUGAAGUUAUGAGAUGCAUCCACAUUGGUCUGCUGUGUGUUCAAGAAGAUCCAGCUGAGAGACCUUCAAUGUCAUCCAUAGUUCUGAUGCUUGAUAGUUACUCUGUGACUCUGCCAACCCCUUCAAAGCCUGCAUUUUUCGUCCAUAGCGGAACUGAUCCAAACAUGCCAAAGUUGCUAUUUGGUCAAUCUACGACCAAGUCAGCGCCAAUGUCGGUGAAUGAGAUGUCUGUUAGUGAAGUGAUACCUCGGUAAGCUUAAAAGUUGGAGGUUUUGGCAAACGUGCCUCUGUCUAAGUGGUUGGUCUAUUGAGGCAACGUUGCUUCUUUUUUAGUGUGAAUUACAGGUGAUUCAGGCAACGUUGUAUUUAUAUAUAGCCAUGAGGUCUCUAGAUGACUUCUUAUGUUCCUUUUGUAAUAUUUUGGGUUGAAUCCACCAAUAAUUAUUUGCCUUGCAAAGUGUCAAUUUUGCGUUGUAGCAGACUCGGAAGUUAGGAAGUAUAGUGACAUGCCGUCCAAC